CGCCGCAAGCAUAGCAUCCAAUGGUGAAAGUAGUUGUGUAGGUUUGUUUGGAGGCUUUCUUUGGAUAUCCUUCAAUUUCUUCAAAGGUCCCAUCUUUGCUUUGUUUAUAUAUCCCACUACCAUUUAACAUGGACUUUUCAUAAAACCUGGCGUUGUUGGGUUGCUCUGCAAAUUCGAAACCAAGGAGUGGAGGAAAGGGAAAGUGAAUCCAAUUGUGAGCUGCACCAGGGCUAGGGUGCCUCCAAAAGCCAUACCGGUGAAUAUGGUUCGUGAUGCCAAUGAAUUGCCCAAGAUUAUACUUACUGAGCCAAAUGGGUCAUCUGCAGAGGUGCUACUGUAUGGAGGUCAGGUUGUCUCUUGGAAGAAUGAACGAAGUGAAGAACUGCUUUUUAGGAGCACCAAGAAAAGUUCAAAACCACCUAAAGCCACCAGGGGAGGCAUACUGAUCUUCUUUCCACAGAUUGGAAAUCUUGGGGUGCUGGAGCAACAUGGAUUUGCAAGAAACAGAAUGUGGUCAAUUGAUCGUGACCCCUCACCUUUUCCCCCAGCUAACCAUUCAUCAGUAAAUCUGAUAUUGAGGCCCUCAGAUGAUGAGGAUCUAAAGAUCUGUCCUUGGAGCUUUGAAUUGCGUCUUCGUGUAUCUCUCACUGCUGGCAAGUUAACUCUGAUCCCCCGCGUGAGAAAUACAGAUAACAAGGCCUUCUCCUUUACGUUUGGUCUUUGCAACUACUUAUCUGUGUCAGACAUCGGUGAAGUUCGUGUUGAGGGCCUGGAGACACUUGAUUACUUUGAUAAUUUGAUGGACAGAGAAAGAUUCACAGAGCAGGCAGAUGCAGUCACGUUUGAUGGCGAGAUUGACAGGGUAUACUUGAGGACUCCAACAAAGAUUGCUAUUAUAGACCAUGGGAAGAAAAGAACCUUUGAACUGCGGAAGGCUGGCAUGCCAGAUGCAGUUGUAUGGAAUCCUUGGGAAAAGAAGGCCAAGGCUCUCACAGAUUUGGGAAAUGGGGAUUACAAAACAAUGCUAUGCGUAAAUUCUGCUGCUGUUGAAACUCAAAUUGUCUUGAAACCCUCUGAAGAGUGGCAGGGCCGUCAGGAGCUCUGCACUGUAUCAUCAAGUUAUUGCAGCGGUCAGUUGGAUCCAGGAAGGCCUCUUUAUGGCUUUAGCUCACUCCAUCGUUGAAGUAAAUGGUUUUUCCUCUUAUAAAUUAUAGCAUCAAUCUUAGGUUUCUACAUAACAUACAAGAACUUGUUUGUCCCGAUAUUUUUAAGUUUUUCCUUUUGGUAUUUAGCUGCACACAUUGACUGACAGCAUAUUUUAGUGAUCGUGUUGUCGCAUGGUGCAGCAAGAGACGAAUUUCUUUUUGAUAUGCUUCUUUUGUGAAAUGAACAAAGUUGCUUUUCUUAGCUUAUUACAACCAGAAUUACAUCUUUGAGUACCCAAGGUCUGCAGGAAACAAAGAGUAAAUUGAAAUUGCGGUU
Messenger RNA from Rubroshorea leprosula, 1482 nucleotides. The record is from the annotation of a GenBank genome assembly. NCBI's taxonomy places the organism in Eukaryota, Viridiplantae, Streptophyta, Magnoliopsida, Malvales, Dipterocarpaceae.